Linum trigynum is the source of this 1224-nucleotide messenger RNA. The record is from the annotation of a GenBank genome assembly. Lineage: Eukaryota; Viridiplantae; Streptophyta; Magnoliopsida; Malpighiales; Linaceae.
AUGUCAUCAUCUCCCACAUUAUUGCUCUCCAUGAUCCUAACUCUCUCCUCUCUCCUUCUCCCUUCCUUCAUUUCCUCCUCCCCGGUCCACGACCCCGAACUCGUCGUACAGGAAGUACACCGGGCAAUAAAUGCGUCGAGGAGGAAGCUAGGGUACCUGUCGUGCGGAACCGGGAACCCGAUCGACGACUGCUGGCGGUGCGACCCGAACUGGGAGAAGAACCGCCAGCGUCUCGCCGACUGCGCCAUCGGGUUCGGCAAAAACGCCAUCGGCGGCAGGGACGGCAAGAUCUACACCGUCACCGACCCGAGCGACGACGACGCCGUGAACCCGAAACCGGGGACCCUCCGCCACGCCGUGAUCCAGGACGCGCCGCUGUGGAUCAUCUUCGCGCGUGACAUGACCAUCCGGCUCAAGGAGGAGCUGAUCAUGAACUCGUUCAAGACAAUCGACGGCCGAGGGGCGAGCGUCCACGUGGCGGGCGGGCCGUGCAUCACGGUGCAGUACGUGACGAAUGUGAUCAUCCACGGGAUCAGCAUCCACGACUGCAAGCAAGGCGGGAACGCUUACGUGCGGGACUCCCCACGGCACUACGGGUGGAGGACGGUGUCGGACGGCGACGGCGUCUCGAUCUUCGGCGGGAGCCACGUGUGGGUGGAUCACUGCUCGCUGUCCAACUGCAGGGACGGGCUGAUCGAUGCGAUCCACGGGUCCACGGCGAUUACCAUAUCGAACAAUUACAUGACCCACCACGACAAGGUCAUGUUGCUGGGCCACAGCGAUGGUUAUACGCAGGAUAAGAACAUGCAGGUCACCAUCGCGUUUAAUCACUUUGGUGAAGGUCUCGUUCAGAGAAUGCCUAGGUGUAGGCAUGGUUACUUCCAUGUGGUGAACAAUGACUACACACAUUGGGAAAUGUAUGCCAUUGGAGGGAGUGCUAAUCCGACCAUCAACAGCCAAGGGAACCGGUUCGUUGCUCCUAAUGAUAGGUUCAGCAAAGAGGUGACGAAAUACGAGGAGGCACCGGAGAGCGAGUGGAGGCAUUGGAAUUGGAGGUCGGAGGGGGACUUGAUGCUGAACGGGGCGUUCUUCACGGCGUCAGGAGCCGGGGCGUCGUCGAGCUAUUCCAAGGCGUCGAGUCUAGGGGCAAGGCCGUCUUCGCUUGUGGGUUCGAUUACGGUGGGCGCGGGUGCACUCACCUGCAGAAAGGGCUCACGUUGCUAG